AGCGCCAGUGUAAGGACAUUAUCAAUCGAGCGGCUCUGCGCUACCUCCGUGAACGUCGGCGGGAACAUAAAAGUGUUGUUCAAGUUUAAGUUGCUGCAAACAUAAAAGUUAUUAGCAUUUUAUGGACAUUUGUUACAGCCGCAUUUACACCUCACCUCAAGGAGAUUUCAACAAGCAAGAGCUGAGAAGGCACGCUGCCCCUCUACCGAAAGAAUUUAAUUGCCGUAUAACAGGCAGGCUGAAACUACACAUUAAAAUCAUCAAAGGGGAAACCCACAGGCUAUCUGUAACUACUUCUAAUGGUGUUCUUCCAGGGAUCAUAAUGUUUUUAUGUAUUCCACAGACUGAAGACUGAAAUUAUACACGCCUGCUAUAAAACUCAGCAAAGCGAACGCCGAACUAAUUCAGAUAUAAAGUGGAAGUUAAAAUAAACAAACCUCGAUUAUCAUAGUCUGCGCUGCUGUGCCAACACAAAAAAACUGUGAAGUGCGUGUGUGUAUAUGUGCUGUAGUAAUUAGCGAAGUCAAUGGUGGCUGCUGAUAUUUUACGUUCAAAGCACAGCCAUGGAUAUCACCAAAGAAAACGUCAACCCCAAUCCAAGGGAUACUGCCAGUCCCCUAUCAGUUAUAUUCUUCACGUACACGAUUGGCAUGUUCAAGAAGGGAUACCAAAAAACUUUAGAUGUAGAUGACUUGUACAAUCCACUCCGUAGCGACCGGAGUACGUUAUUAGGUGAUAGGUUAGAGAGAAACUGGAAUAAGAACGAAGAGAAAGCAAAAAAGAACAACAAGAAACCGAGCCUCCUUAGAGUAUUAGUAGCUACCUUCUGGCCAGAGUACUUAUAUUUAGGUGUACUUUUAGUAUUCAUGGAUAUAUUCAUUCGCCUAAGCCAACCCCUGAUGCUUGGGAGGCUCUUAGAAUAUUUCAAACCAGUACCUACUGUCACCAAGACUGAAGCCCUGUGGUAUGCCGGUGCCGUCGUGGCAUUAAAUGCCCUUAGUGCCUUAUUCAUGAAUCAAUAUAUAAUGGGAGCAUUCCACUACGGAAUGAAAGUACGAGCGGCGUCUUGUGCGUUAAUUUAUAGAAAAGCAUUGAGGUUAAGUAAGACUGCCCUCGGUGACACUGCAUCUGGGAAGAUAGUUAAUCUACUAUCAAACGACGUUAGUAGAUUCGAUAUCGUCUCCAUUUUUAUACAUCACAUGUGGGUGGCCCCAACCGCAGCCUUAAUUGUGAUGUACUUCUUGUAUGCCGAAGCUGGAUAUGCCGGAGCUUUGGGGAUUAUACCUGUCUUCCUCGUAGUUCCGCUUCAAAGUUACACUGGCAAACUGUCUGCUAUAUACAGAAAACAAACAGCUUUGAAGACAGAUGAAAGAGUAAGGCUAAUGGAUGAAAUCAUUUCUGGAGUUCAAGUGAUUAAAAUGUACGCUUGGGAAAAGCCAUUCGAGAAAAUAAUAAAAUUCGCGAGAAAGGCGGAACUUAAAGUUGUUAUGAAAUCUUCUUAUAUUAGAGCGUUAUUUAUGACCUUCAAUUUAUUCACCACCAGAGUUGCACUGUUCUGUACUUUAUUAACCAUUGCAUUGACUGACCAACCAAUCACAGCCGCCAAAGUAUUUGUAAUGAUGACUUACUUCAACAUCCUAUCCCAAACAAUGUCUGCGAUGUUCGUUAGAGGUAUUUCCGAGAUAGCAGAAUUAUUUGUAGCUAUCAAGAGAUUAGAAGAAUUCAUGAUUAAUGAAGAAUUCGUCCCCGUUUCUUUUUCACAGAAUAAUAACAAUUCCAAUUACGUUAUUGAUAAAAAUGCUAUUAGUUUGAAACAACUCACGGCAAAAUGGCAUGCUUCUUCGACUGAGACUGCUCUAACUAAUAUUAAUUUAAAUGUUCUCAAAGGCAGGCUGAUAGGAAUCAUUGGACCUGUGGGUAGUGGAAAAAGUUCUCUUUUGCAAACAAUUUUAGGUGAAUUGGAAAUAGCCAGUGGCACCAUAGAAAUUAAUGGAACCAUGUCCUAUGCAUCACAAGAACCUUGGGUAUUUGCGGCUACUGUUCGUCAAAAUAUUCUCUUUGGAGCGGAAUACGACAAAAAGCGCUACCACGACGUCAUUCGUGCAUGUGACUUAGAAAAGGAUUUUAAACAAUUCCCAAACGGAGACCAAACAAUCGUCGGCGACAGAGGUGCUUCUUUAAGUGGUGGGCAAAAAGCUAGGAUAAAUCUGGCCAGAGCUGUUUACCGAGAUGUAGAUAUUUAUUUGCUAGAUGAUCCUUUAUCUGCUGUGGACAUCCACGUGUCAAAGCACUUAUACGAUGAAUGCAUUAAUGGGUAUUUAGUUAAUAAAACUAGGAUUCUGGUAACACACCAGGUACAUCAUUUAAAAGAUGCUGACCACAUUCUAAUUCUUAAUCACGGGCAAAUAGAAAAUGAAGGUACAUUCAGAUAUUUAUCCGCAAGUGAUAAUUUGUAUGCCAAAUUACUUACCUCGGAACCUGAACCAACUGAUGAAGAAAGGCAGAAACAAAUAGAGAAUGUUAAAAUUUUAAGAAAAAUGUCCAUAAGGAGUACUAAGUCGUCUAUGGCCAGUGCCAUAAGCGAGUUAAGUCUGCCAGAUAGCAUCCUGCAAGAAGAUAAUGAGGAAUACGAACCGGAAGAAGAAAUAAAAAUUAAAGAUAUGCAAGAAGUAUCAUCUAAAGGCAAUGUUCAUGGAUCUCUUCUCUGGAAAUACUUCCAUUCUGGCGGAAAUUUCUGUUUCGUGGCUAUAGUUAUAAUAUUAUAUAUCUUGGCGCAGUUGUCGGCAGGUGGUGUGGAUUAUUUUGUCAGUUUCUGGGUUAACAUUGAAGAGUUUAGAAAUACUUCCCCUCCCAAGAAUGGAACCGUGGAAGUUGUCGUUAGACCAUCCGUUGAUUGGUCAACAGAAACUUGUGUUAACAUCUAUGGAGGAUUGAUAGUUGCUCUUUUUGUUACAGCCCUAUUGAGAUCCGUGCUCUUUUACAAAUUAGCAAUGAUAAGUUCACAAAAACUACAUAACAUGAUGUUCCACAGUAUAAUUGGUACGACCAUGAGAUUUUUUGACACAAAUCCCAGUGGUCGUAUCUUAAACAGGUUUUCUAAGGAUAUGGGUGCCAUAGAUGAACUUUUACCAAAAGUAAUUCUCGAUGCCGGACAGAUCAUGCUGUCAAUGGCUGGUUCUCUAAUUUUAGUUGCUGUUGUGAAUCCACAGUUUUUAAUAUUAGUAGCAAUCACUGGUGUAUUCUUCAUAUUAUUAAGACACGUUUUCUUAAGAUCCUCAAAAAAUAUUAAACGAUUAGAAGGAAUUAUGAGAAGUCCCGUCUUCACGCAUUUAAAUGCAACACUACAGGGAUUAACUACAAUAAGGGCAUUUGGUGCACAGGAUAUUUUGAGAGACGAAUUUGACAAACACCAAGAUUGUCACACCAGUGCCUGGUUUAUGUUCAUUGCAGCAAGUUCGGCGUUUGGAUUUUGGUUGGACAUUUUGUGUUUUAUUUUUGUUGGCCUCAUUACGUUUAGUUUCCUUACAUUUGGCGAAAACUUAGGCCUUCGUGGAGGAGAUGUGGGCCUGGCAAUUACACAAUCGGCAGCCCUAACUGGUUUACUGCAGUGGGGAAUGCGUCAAUCAGCAGAGGUGUCGAAUCAGCUAAUGUCCGUUGAAAGAGUUUUAGAUUAUAAACACUUACCUCAAGAAAAACAACCAGAUAUACCCAAAAAUCCGCCAAAAGCUUGGCCAGACAAAGGUGAAAUCGUCUUUAACAACAUGGGACUGAAAUACAUUGAAACUGGAGAUCUUGUUUUGAAAAAUCUGAAUCUAGUAAUUAAACCAAAUGAAAAGAUUGGAAUUGUGGGCAGAACUGGUGCUGGAAAAUCGUCCCUAAUUUCAGCCUUAUUUAGAUUGGCAGUAGUAGAAGGAGAAAUAAAAAUUGAUAAAAUUGAUACCAAAGAUCUCAUUUUGAAAGAUCUCAGAUCGAAAAUAUCUAUUAUUCCCCAAGAUCCUGUUUUAUUCUCCGGAACCUUGCGAUACAAUUUAGAUCCGUUUGAAGAAUAUCCCGACGACGUACUUUAUAGCGCGAUAAAUGAUGUUGAAUUGAAUGAUCCUUCCAAUAUAAUCAACAGAUUAGAGAACAGAGUAACUGACAGGGGCGCAAACUACAGCGUUGGUCAAAGACAACUUAUUUGUUUAGCCAGAGCUAUCGUAAGGAAUAAUAAGAUACUCAUGCUGGAUGAAGCCACUGCAAAUGUAGAUCCACAAACUGAUGCCUUGAUCCAGAAAACGAUCCGCAGAAAGUUUGCAAACUGCACGGUAAUAACAGUAGCCCAUCGUUUAAAUACAAUAAUGGACUCGGAUAAAGUAUUAGUAAUGGAUUCUGGUACGAUGGUUGAAUUUGAUCAUCCGCAUGUUCUCCUACAAAACCAAAAUAGCGUAUUUUAUAAAAUGGUAGCAGAAUCUGGUAAAUCACUGGCCGAUCAACUUAGAAGAAUUGCUAGGGAAAGCUACCAAAGGCAGCAUGCUGUUCCAGAAUAGAGCUGUUUGUUAUACAUAUUUUUAGGGAACAUUUUAUAUAUAUUGCAUGUUUCCCAGUUUCGUAUUGAAAGAUAUUUAUUUAAAUACUUAAGGAUGUUCCAGUGGUAUGAUACUAGGAGACCUGCAGUUUUAAGGCAGUUUUAACUUAAAUUGUACAUAGUUAUAUAUUUUUAAUAAAUUUUAAUUAUACGUAUAUAUAUUUUUCUGCAAAUCUACUUAAUGUUCUGUUAUUUUGUA
This is a messenger RNA of Anoplophora glabripennis (Asian longhorned beetle), 4763 nucleotides long. Its product is annotated as multidrug resistance-associated protein 4. The coding region runs from base 564 to 4526 and encodes 1320 amino acids. Gene Ontology annotation, biological process: transmembrane transport. Lineage: Eukaryota; Metazoa; Arthropoda; Insecta; Coleoptera; Cerambycidae. The record is from RefSeq and is a predicted model, not a curated record. Gene Ontology annotation, cellular component: membrane. The transcript is spliced from 15 exons. Gene Ontology annotation, molecular function: ABC-type transporter activity; ATP binding; ATP hydrolysis activity.